AUGUGAAUUGGAUUUAGUCGUUAACGAGCGGCCAACAAGAUCAGAUCAAAUUCGGAGAUUCAGUUUUGGUUAACGCAUACAUACACACAACUACCGAACUAGGCAUAUAUAAAAGCAAACAUACAACGGAACGGUGUUUAUAUACAAGUGCAGGCGGUCUACGCACACAUAUACCUAAAUACAUAAGCACACAUACAUACACAUAUACAUAUGUGUUUAUAUGCAUAUCUAAAUAGUUAAAAAAAAUUAAUUUGAGCAGUUGAGAUCAGAGUGUGAUAAUAACUAGAACAACCAAGUCACAGUAAAGCAAACAAAAAGAGCAACAACAACAACAAAAGUCUGUUAAUUUAUAGAAAAAAGUUGAGUUGAAAACGCGUAAAAAGGUGUGGAAAAACAAAGAAAAGUGUAAAAAAAGUGAAAAUUCGCAAAAACAACAGGAAAUUUUUUCCGCAAAAAGCAACAACAACAAUAACGCUAUUUGUUAACAAUUCGAAAGCAACUAAACUGAGCUGAACUGGCGAAGGAAGUGUGUGUCUAGUUUCAUCUAGUAAACUGUGCUCGAGCAUUGAACCAGCCGGCGAUUUUAGAAUGAGCAAAAAUGGGCACAGCAAUCCGACAUUCAUUGGCGACAGUGUUGUCAGCGACAAAACGACCAAACGGUACUCACUAGAGUUGGCUGAAAAAGGUGGCACGACGGUGGGCGUAUCCUCGAAGGAUGCCGGUUACGAUUACAAUCCCUAUGAAAAUCGCGAGGUGGAACAUCCCACGACCAAUUCGGAGACACUCUUCCACUUAUUGAAGGGUUCUUUGGGCACCGGCAUACUUGCUAUGCCAAAUGCCUUCCGGAAUGCCGGCUAUGUAACUGGCACCAUAGGUACCGUUAUCAUUGGUUUCAUCUGCACCUAUUGCAUACAUCAGCUCGUGAAAGCCGAAUAUGAGCUAUGUCGGCGGAAAAAGGUACCAAGCAUGAAUUAUCCCACCGUGGCGGAGAAUGCUUUGCUGGAAGGACCGCCAUUCUUCCGCAAAUUUGCACCCUACAUAGGUCAUGUGGUAAACACCUUUCUGCUGAUCUAUCAAUUGGGCUGUUGUUGUGUCUAUGUCGUUUUCGUAGCCUCAAACAUUAAAUCCAUAGCCGAUUUUUACCUAGAUGAACCCGUCGAUGUGCGUUUAUGCAUGGUAAUAAUACUGUUACCACUAAUCUUCAUCAAUUGGGUUCGCAAUCUGAAAUACCUGGCGCCAUUCUCCACAAUUGCCAAUGGCAUCACAAUGGUUUCGUUCGGCAUUAUCUGCUACUAUAUCUUCCGGGAGCCCUUCACCACCGAGGACAAGGUGGCCGUGGCGCCUUUUGCCGGCUUUCCACUUUUCUUUGGCACAGUGCUCUUUGCCCUAGAAGCUAUCGGCAUCAUACUGCCGUUGGAGAAUGAAAUGAAGACGCCGAAAAAAUUCGGUGGCAGCUGUGGUGUACUCAACGUCGCGAUGGUACUCAUUGUUUUCCUGUACUCUGGCAUGGGUCUGUUUGGCUAUCUGAAUUAUGGUGGUGAAGUUGAGGGUUCCAUUACAUUGAAUUUGCCUUCGAAAGACAUUUUGGCUCAGUGUGUGAAGGGCAUGCUGGCCUUUGCGAUAUAUAUUACACAUGGCCUGGCAUGCUAUGUAGCCAUAGACAUUACGUGGAGCGAUUAUGUAGUGGAGAAAUUGAGUCCGCAGCGAAGCAAACUUUUCUGGGAAUACGUGGUGCGCACUUCUAUGGUGCUGGUGACAUUCUUCCUAGCAGUGGCCAUACCUAAUUUGGAACUUUUUAUUUCGCUCUUCGGUGCGCUCUGCCUUUCGGCGCUCGGCUUGGCUUUCCCGGCAUUAAUUCAGAUCUGUACACAUUGGUAUCAGAGAAAAGGUGUUGCUAAAGUUUGGCUACUAGCCAGCAAUUUUGUGCUUAUCAUAGUCGGCAUACUCGGUCUGAUAAUCGGCACAUCUACAUCGCUAUCGGAAAUCAUCGCCACAUUCUCCAAGUGAGCAGUGAGCAGUGCCACUGCUACACUAAUAUUAUUACAUAAACAUUCUAAAUGAAUUCGUGAUAUUUUAAGUUACUGCUCUAACAAUAAUUAAUAAAACAAAUAAUUUAUUGCAAAGACAAGUAUUAUUUAACAAAAUUACGUAUAAAUACAUACAAAUAUUUGGCUUAAUGUUAAAUAAAAUCCCCUAAUAGUAAUGUAUUUAGCCAAUAUACGAAAUUAAGUUUUUGAAAUUUAAAAUGGCGACUUUUCGAACAGAUCGCUAGAAUAUGAUUAACUGCUCUUGUUAUUUUUCAUUAUAACCCUUAACAGAUAUGGAUAUAUUUUAAGCAAAAUUGUUGCCAUUUUUUUAUGAAAAUAG
This is a messenger RNA of Bactrocera tryoni, 2367 nucleotides long. RefSeq names its product proton-coupled amino acid transporter-like protein CG1139. Gene Ontology annotation, molecular function: amino acid transmembrane transporter activity. The transcript is spliced from 7 exons. The record is from RefSeq and is a predicted model, not a curated record. NCBI's taxonomy places the organism in Eukaryota, Metazoa, Arthropoda, Insecta, Diptera, Tephritidae. Gene Ontology annotation, biological process: amino acid transmembrane transport. Gene Ontology annotation, cellular component: vacuolar membrane. The coding region runs from base 589 to 2007 and encodes 472 amino acids.